AGUUGCACCUUUGCUGCUGCCGUUUGCCUGGGUUGGAAUUCAUUUUUUAUUUUUGUAGGCUGUGACUUCUGUCUGGUGAGCAGCCUGCCAGGAUUUCUCUGUUUCCUCCCCCCACCCUUUUCUUUUUGGGUGGGUGGGUGUUCACCUGGUGCUUGACUGCCCUACCCCCAGCUGUUGUGUCUCAGCGUCUGCUCGGCCUGGGUGCCUUGGAGAGCAGCACUUGGCUAGACUCCAGUGGAAGAUACCGGAAGGUAAACAACCCCACCCACCCCUGGUCAGGUUAGAGUUCUUUAAAUAGGGCCUAGUUUGUGGAAGGGAUGAGGUACUAGGUACAUAGGACCGUAGGACAGGAGGGGUGGAUUAUAUUAGGAGAGGCCACAGUAAUCUCCUUCCCCUUAUCCCUUUGUUGUUCAUCACCCCCAAAAGCCCCCCCGAGAAAUAACGCCUGCUUCUUUGGGGGGGGGGGAUUUAAUUUUUCUAGCUUCUGUGUGUGUACUAUUCACUACAGCGCUAUAGCUAGCACUGUGUGUGGUGCACACAACACAAAUAGACCACUCCUGACCCCACAUCCCUUUUAAAAAUAACCAUGUCUGUGUGGGUGUGAGGCAGAGCCAGGAACAGAGUGACAGGAAGGGGGAGGGGUAAUGUUGGUUGUGGUGGGCAAUGGCCAGAGAGGCCUACUCCUCAAGUCGUCCCCAUUUUGUGCGGGCUCUCCUUUUGGGAGGAGGGCUAGAAUUAGAGGGGAGGUCCUCCCCUGUUAGGGAAGAGGCUUUUCUUGUGGCAGCGGAAGAGAUUGUGUUGGCUGCUAGCCCAAAUGACACAGUCCCACCAUCCUCCCCAAACCUCCUUGGCAGUGCAAUCCCACGGUCUGAGACUGAGGAGGAGCUAGAGGAAGUCAUUCCAGUUCCUGGAUCUUGUCAGUCACAGACUGGUGGCGGCAGCCCCCAGAAGGAACCAGCAGCACCAGUACCACCAUUACCGAAACAGGGCUGGACCGGCUCCAAUGGCAGGGUGGUAUGGGACAACUUUGAGCUCCGCCAUGCAGAACCAACCCAUGGUGACCCAACCCUACCGCAGGGCACAGCAACCAACAACAUGGAAGAAAGAAGCCCAAGCCCCCAGCCAGGAGGGAAGGUCUUACUGAUUCCAAGUGCUCGAGUGAUGCCGAGGACCCUGCAUCCAAUGGCUGGUGGAGGCCAAGCAUACAAAAGGAAUAAAAAGGAAGUUAUCAAUCAAGUGGGAGAACAAACUCAGGCAGAAAAGACAACUACAGAACUACCUGCCUGUUCUCAGUAAGAAAAUAUGCUGAGUGCUCCGCUCACUAGCAAACUAAUUCAGAACUACCUGUGAUCUGAAGAGCAUCCUUGUCUGAGGAGAGAUUGCUGAGCACACAGCAUACUUAUUCACAUUACCCGACAAAGAAAUAGGGCCUUCUAAACACCCAUUUUUAGAACUCCCUCCCAAAAGAAUACCUUUAACCUAUUCUGUUAUAUGUUUCAGAGGAUAACAUUGUUGUGAUAUGCUUUGAGCGGCAGUGGCUGAACUUUGAAUUUGGUUAUUGAUUUUUAACCUGAGAAGGGGUGAUUUUCUUAGUUGCUUUUGUUUUGAUUUUAGCCAUUUCUAAAAUUGCUCUAUUUCAUUUGAUUUUAUUGUUGCCAUGUGCUUUUAUUAUAGCUGCAACGUUGCCCAGCUCAUUUAGUGGAUUAGUCAGAUUGGUCUAAAAGAUGUUCCUGAUUAACAUUUAUUUUAAAUGUUGCUUCCCAAUAAGGACAUAUAUUAAAAAUAACCAAAAAUGUUGGGGUGGGGAGCACAUGCCAUCUUGGUAUUCCUCCUCUCUCUUACACAGGAGGGAAUGCCUCUUCUGCGCUAAUGCAUGCAUAAUCUAAAAAUGAAGCAAUAAUGCUUUUUUCUCCAGAAUGAUUACAUCCUCCAUAUGCAGACUCAAUCUAAUAAUUAAAAGAU
This is a messenger RNA of Hemicordylus capensis (graceful crag lizard), 1962 nucleotides long. RefSeq lists its product as uncharacterized. Bases 664 to 1296 code for a protein of 210 amino acids. The record is from RefSeq and is a predicted model, not a curated record. The transcript has 2 exons. NCBI's taxonomy places the organism in Eukaryota, Metazoa, Chordata, Lepidosauria, Squamata, Cordylidae.